Messenger RNA from Scomber scombrus (Atlantic mackerel), 3543 nucleotides. RefSeq names its product GTPase IMAP family member 8-like. Bases 1 to 3543 code for a protein of 1180 amino acids. Gene Ontology annotation, molecular function: GTP binding. The transcript is spliced from 11 exons. Lineage: Eukaryota; Metazoa; Chordata; Actinopteri; Scombriformes; Scombridae. The record is from RefSeq and is a predicted model, not a curated record.
AUGGACAAAAACGGUGGUCUCUCUCGCAGGCAUUCCAGCAGAGCAUCCGACAACCCGACGCGCUUCCUGGAAGAAACCCUAUGGAUGCUGGGAGGCUGGAUGUGGGGAGCGACGGGAGGUGGAGGGAGGGACACAGAGGUGGGGCAGCAUUUGUUCUCCAAGUUGCUACAUCUAAAGGGGUCAACCAUCUAUCUCGGCGAGUGGGUGUUGCUGCGGUGUGCCGUGGAGUCAAACUCCAGUAAUGUGUUGAGGUAUAGCUGGUUAAGGCCUAAAACACAGGCUGCUCAGACCCCGAACCCCAGGCACCUGGUCUCUGGUGACAGCUACUCCAUCACUGUGGUAACGAGGGAGGAUGCGGACAGCUACCAGUGCCAAGUGGAGAGUCGGAGCAGCAACACCACAACAAAGGUCCUCAGCGAACCGGUCACGCUCAGUGUGUCAGAGCUACCCCCUCCCUCACUAACUUUGACCCCCAACACCCGACAGAUGUUCAGAGGGGAGCAUUUCACCGUGCGGUGCCCCCAGACUAACUCCUCAGGCUGGAUACUCAAGUACUUACCUCAGGGCCGUAGAGCGAAGACCAAAGACUUCCCCCCUGACAUGUGUUCGCCACGCUGGGGGCCUGAUGGGUGUAUCUUCACUGCUUCCAAUAGAAGCACUGGACUGUACUGGUGUGUGGGUGCUGAGGGCCGCAGCAACGCAGUCAACAUCAUAGUAAGCUAUGGAGCCAUCAUCUUGAAGACUCCUGCCUUCCCUGUGCCAGAGGGUGGUAAUGUGGUCUUAUCCUGUCAGUACUUGAAAGAAAACAAAAGUAACACAACGUUUUUCAAAAACGGUGAAGAAAUUGGCACUUUAAGUUCAAAAGGAGUAACAGAGAUGACUAUUGAGAAUGUGACAAAAGCAGACGAGGGUUUCUAUAAAUGUGUCGCCAAGGACAGAAAGAUGGAGAGCCCUGAGAGCUGGUUAUCAGUCGCACCUGAACAAGGUAACUCGACAUCAACAUAUGGGACAGCACCAUCCAUUCAAGGGGAGAAAAAGGGCAACGCUCUGGCAGAGCGCAGGCUACUCCUGAUUGGUGGGAGAUGGGCUGGCAAAAGCUCCACUGGCAAUACUAUACUCACAAAGGAAAGGUUUGAGUGUGGACGAACACGAACAGCUCAGUGUGAAGUGAGACAUAUGGUAGUCGAGGGCAGGAAGCUUAUAGUGGUCGAUGCUCCGGGAUGGAAUAGCUCCCUCUCCCUCACAGAGAUCCCAGAGGGGGAAAAACAAAGAUUUAAACUCAAUCCCUCAAAGUGUCCACCUGGACCAAAUGCUUUCCUCCUUAUUAUUCCCAUUGACUCUGCUUUCUCUGUGGAGGAGAGGAAGAUAGUGGAGGAGCACAUGAAGCUGCUGGGGGAGCGUGUUUGGAGAUACACCAUGGUGCUGUUCACCUGUGGGGAUUUCCUCGGGGAGAAGAUGAUAGAGCAGCACAUCGAGAGCGAGGGAGACGCACUCAAGUGGUUGAUCAAAAGGUGCAACAACCGAUACCACGUGAUCAACAACAAGAAGACUAACGCACCUCAGGUCACACAGUUACUGGAGAAGAUAGAUGAGAUGGUGUGGCACAACAACGGCGGUUACUACGAGUUAGAUGAACAGACUUUGAAUAUCAUUCAAAAGAAGCAGCGAGAGGUGGCUGAAAGGGCAGAAGAGAGAUGGAAGAAGGCCAUGGAACAAAGACAGCAAAUGAAAGCACUCAUUCCAGAAAUGAAACCCAUCCAAAAACUCCAGGUGAUUCUCUUGGGAAGUCGAAGUGUUGGGAAAACCUCCGUGGGGAACACCAUCUUAGGAAUCAAAGAACAAGAGGAUGGAAAAAGAACGGCACACUCGGUGGCCCGGCGGGGUUUUGUGGGUAAAACUGAAAUAAGUCUUGUUGACACACCAGGUUGGUGGAAAGGCUUCCCAAUGUCUGACACUCCAGAAAUGAUCAAAGAGGAAGUGAUGCGCAGCAUGUUCCUGUGCCCCCCUGGGCCCCAUGUUUUCCUGCUGGUGAUAGAUGCAGAUGCAUCCUUCAACGGAAAACAUUUAGAUGCAGUGACAACACACGUGGAUCUUCUCGGAGAAGGAGUGUGGAGACACACCAUUAUAGUUUUCACCAGAGGAGACUGGCUGGGAGCACACUCCAUAGAGGAGUACAUCGAGGGCGAAGGAAAGGCCUUGCAGUCUCUGGUGGAACAAUGUGGUAACAGAUAUCAUGUCAUUGAUAACAAAAAUACAGAUGAUGGCACUCAGAUCACAGAGCUGCUGGAGAAAAUCACCGGGACCACAGCUGAAAAUGAUUGGCAGCAUUUUGUUCCAGAUGAGCAGAUCAUUUUGACCAUUGAGGAGAAAUGCACACGAGUGGAAAAAGGAGCAAGACUGAGGGAAAGUCAAGUCAAGGCCAAAAGAAAAAGCCUUAGAGGUUCCAGAAAUAAGUUACAAGAGCUGAAAAUUGUGAUACUUGGUCAAAAGGCAGUUGGAAAGAGUGCCACAGGAAAUAACCUCCUGUGCAAAGAAGUGUUCCCUACCUGUGAGAACGAGCAAUGUCAGGUGGAUGAGGCAGAUGUUGCUGGCAGAAAAGUCACAGUGAUCGACACCCUGGGCUGGUGGAAGAAGCUCUCUCGCUGCACUGAAAAGACAGACAAAGAAAUUGUCAGAGGUUUCACGUUGAGUCCAUCAGGGGUUCAUGCUGUUCUGCUGGUUGUUCCCUUGGACCUGACUUUCAGAGAAGUUCAGCAGGCUGCCCUGGAGGAACACAUGGACCUCUUUGAUGCCAGUGUCUGGAAACACACCAUGGUUGUGUUCACAUACGGAGACAAACUGGCAGAUAGAUCCAUAGAAGAGCACAUUGAGAGGGAGCACAGUGCUCUCCGGUGGUUGGUAGACAAAUGUGAAAACAGAUACCAUGUCAUGAAUAACAUGAAGAAAAAGGAUGUGAGUCAGGUUACCGAGCUGUUUGAGAAGAUCGAGGAAAUGGUGUCAGGGAACAGCGGCCAGCUCUUCUGCCCUGACAUGAAGGACAUCCACUUGAGAAUUGAGGAGAAGUCCAAGAGGCGGGAUCUCAAGAAUGUACUGAAGCAACGACUGGAGCAGGAGUACAGGAGAAGAGAGCUGGAGCUGAUGAUGGGUUUCAGGGAAAAACUCCAUGAGCUGCAAGCUGAUGUCCGUGGAACACAAGCAACAAGUGCUUCAAAGUCACUGAUUGGUGCCAAAAUCAAAGCUAAGGCAGUUGGUCAAAGGAAGGAGGAAAUCAUUGAUGCAAAAUUGACUCAGGAAAUUGAAAAGCUGGAUAAGGACAUUAUGAAAUCCACAGACCUUCUUCGAAACAGCAAGGGAUUCUUGAUCCCCAAGUCUUCAUCAUACAAGAAAAAAUCAACUAGUAACUUUGAUAAAGUUCUGAACUGGCUGUCCACGCUUAAGAUUGGCACAAAUGUAGACAACCAGCUGACCCUCAACUUCUCCCAGUCGUCAGGAUACAGAUCUGUGAUACCACAUGAAGAGCUUUACACUGAUAUUGCUGAAUAA